Messenger RNA from Pterocles gutturalis (yellow-throated sandgrouse), 1195 nucleotides. It is a transcript of the gene ASTL, whose product is annotated as astacin-like metallo-endopeptidase (M12 family). The record is from RefSeq and is a predicted model, not a curated record. NCBI's taxonomy places the organism in Eukaryota, Metazoa, Chordata, Aves, Pterocliformes, Pteroclidae. Gene Ontology annotation, biological process: proteolysis. Gene Ontology annotation, molecular function: zinc ion binding; metalloendopeptidase activity. The transcript is spliced from 12 exons. The annotation marks the transcript as partial.
AUGGCUCUGAAGAUGUUCCUGGUCUUCACUGUGUUUCUGCUGCACGCUGCCCUGGGUUUCCCUGUUCCGGAGAACUACGAGAACAGCACAACAACAACAGAACCUACUGAGGUUACUACACAAGAGGAUAUAUAUGAUUCUCCAUUGCCUACAGAGACCGACGCCGAGGAUGAAGUUAUUUUUGACAGAAUUCUGGAAAUCAACAAAGACAGCUCUCAGUUCUUGCAAGAAGGUGACAUAGUUCCCCAAAGGACUCGCAGUGCCAUCAACUGUCGCCGUUGCAACUGGCCCCAGUCCAGUGAUGGGAUUGUUCGUGUUCCCUAUGUCUUGGAUCCUGCUUAUGACGACGGCCAGAUAAAAGGGAUUCAUGAUGCCAUGGCAGAAUUUGAAUCACUGACUUGUAUUAACUUCGUGGCGCGCACGACAGAACGUGACUACCUCAACAUUAAAUCUGGCGAUGGCUGCUGGUCCCACUAUGGGAAAGUUGGAGGUGGACAGACUGUCUCUGUGAUGAAAGGAGGCUGCAUGGCGAAAGGAAUAAUUCAACACGAACUGGACCACGCUCUGGGCUUCUUGCAUGAACAUUCUCGCAGUGACAGGGAUAACCAUGUAAAGAUCAUGUGGGAGUACAUCAGCCCAGCCGACAGAUCAGACUUCAGGAAAUUUGAAAACUCCAAUAACCUGGGUCUUCCAUAUGACUACUCUUCAGUAAUGCACUAUGGCCCAUACACAUUCUCGAAUACCAGUGGGCAAGCAACUAUUGUACCAAUUCCUGAUGGAUCAGUACAUAUCGGACAGAGGCAGGGACUGAGCAACUUGGAUGUGGCCAAAAUCAACAAACUUUACAAUUGCAGUCGCUGCAGCACUGUUCUCGAGGGACCAUCUGGGUCACUGAGCUCUGCCAACUACCCAAGAAAUUACUCAGAUAACACCAACUGCGUCUGGCUCAUCCGAACCCGAGCCAGAAAGAUUACCUUGCACUUUGAAGCCUUUGAGCUGCAGACUACCAGAGGCUGUGAGAGUGAUUACGUUAAAGUUUAUGAUGGACCCAGCAAGUCUUCUCCUGUUCUGAUGGACAAGACCUGUGGAUCAAACAUACCCAAUGAUGUCGUUGGUUCUAGUAAUCUUAUGCUUAUAGAGUUCGUCACAGAUGGUGCUGAUACAGCUUCUGGUUUCCAAGCCACCUAUACUUCUG